This is a messenger RNA of Carassius auratus (goldfish), 1114 nucleotides long. Its product is annotated as flavin reductase (NADPH)-like. NCBI's taxonomy places the organism in Eukaryota, Metazoa, Chordata, Actinopteri, Cypriniformes, Cyprinidae. Gene Ontology annotation, molecular function: riboflavin reductase (NADPH) activity; biliverdin reductase [NAD(P)H] activity. Bases 137 to 760 code for a protein of 207 amino acids. The transcript has 5 exons. The record is from RefSeq and is a predicted model, not a curated record.
AGGAGGCGUUACAUACGUGACAGCAGCAGUCAGUGACAUAAACGUUCAAGAUCAGGACACUGCUAGUGCUAGAGUGUGGGAUUUCAGUCAAAUCUUUCUUUGCACGUGGAACUGACCAAGAGCAUUUCUACUCAGUAUGUCUGAUGCUAUAAAGAAUGUGGCAAUAUUCGGCAGCACGGGGAUGACGGGGUUAGCGACCUUACCUAUCGCCGUGGCCGCAGGUUACAGCGUGACUGUGCUGGUGAGAGACGCUGCAAGGCUUCCUCCAGACCACAAGGCCUCCAGAGUUGUGGUGGGAGACGUUCUGAACAAAGAGGAUGUGAAGAAGACCCUGGAGGGUCAAGAUGCGGUGAUCAUCAUUCUGGGGACAAGAAGUGAUCUCAGUCCCACGACGAUGAUGUCUGAGGGAACCCGGAACAUUCUGGAGGUCAUGAAAGCCCGUGGAAUCCGUAAAGUUAUUGCGUGCAUGUCAGCGUUCCUCCUGUGGGAUCGUGCCAAAGUUCCUCCUCGUCUGGUGCCGGUCACUGAAGAUCAUGACCGAAUGUACACUGUCCUGAAGGAGUCAGGAUUGGACUAUGUAGCUGUCAUGCCUCCACAUAUUGCUGGUGACAAACCUCUGACAGAAAAAUACACCGCGACUGAGAACAUGUUGAAAGGAAGAGUCAUCUCCAAAUAUGACCUGGGCCAUUUCUUCGUCAAGUGCCUUUCCACCUCUGAAUGGGAUGGAAAGACGGUUGGAGUUUGUGGAGAAUAUAGUUAAUCUACUCAGCGGCACUUAGUAAUUAUUGAUUUAUUCUUCACCAGCCAAAAUGACUUCACUUUUGCAGCAUCCUUAUUAUUAUUUUUUUUUAUACUUAUGCCAUUAUAGAAGUGUCAAAUAACUGAAACUUUUUUUUUUAGUUACUGAUUGCAUCUAUAAAGUUUUAUUUUUAUUUUUUAUAAACAUAAACUGACCAGCAAUAAAAAUCUAUAGUUAAUCAUAUAAGUUUUGUUCUUACUGAAAAAAAAAUUUAAUUGGAGAACUUCGCUGUUUGUUUUGCCUUAAGAAUCAUUGAAUGAAAACUAUGUCAUUUGCCUAAUAAUGCAAUCAUUUUACGUUGUGUUUAAAUAAAGA